Exophiala oligosperma is the source of this 1527-nucleotide messenger RNA. RefSeq lists its product as uncharacterized. The transcript is spliced from 5 exons. Lineage: Eukaryota; Fungi; Ascomycota; Eurotiomycetes; Chaetothyriales; Herpotrichiellaceae. The coding region runs from base 1 to 1527 and encodes 508 amino acids. The record is from RefSeq and is a predicted model, not a curated record.
AUGAGACUGAGCGUUGGGCAAGUCGCAGGCGUCAUCAACGUGGGAGUCGUGUUCUUACAACUCACUUUCCCGUUACUCCUGGUAUACAUUUUAGCAGGACUUGUCUCAGAAUCUAGCAACGCGAUAACUUGGUCAGUUACUGGGCGUUUCAUAAACGGUUCCUGGUGGCCAACGAUAUUGAAAACUGACGGGGCCGCGACAUCAAAAGUCAGCAAAAGAGUGGUCGUCAUCUCGACACUUUCUACCAUUGGUCUCCUCCUUCUAGCGACCGCGGCGGUUGUCACUCCCCUCGGGCUCUACUCUAGAAUUACCGCGACGUCGAUACAAUCCGAUGCGUUUGCAUCAGCACAGGACACGUCUCCUUUCGGACAAGCAACAUUGUCCAGAGACGAUUACAAUACCAGCCGCAUGUGCGGCUGGUGGACGUGGAUGUCCUGUCCAGGUCAGAACCAUGGUUUCUACAUGACUCAAAACAUCUCAGGCUCGUACAUCAACUGGGAUUCUGACGAUGCGUACAUAAGCUCUGUGGUACCAAACAACCUUAGCGCCAUCUUUUCAAGUGGACGCAAUGGCGAUCGAUCUACCGUGGCCACCCCUUUCGAUCUCGAGUACAGGUCGUACACUCUGGCGAGUGAUGAGAAGAAACAGAACAGCGUGCUCCUAAAUUCCACUGCCGUUGAACCUAGAAUUGAUCUAUAUGAGAAGCGAUGUGUAGGAGAUAUGCAAUAUGGCGACAUGCUCGUGCUAGCCAACGAUCUUGUGGUAAGAGAUGGAAUUGUUGCGGAUAUGAUAAAUGGCGGUCUCGGAUUCAGGAAUCAUACCAUCCCACUUGACGCGCACUCUGGUGCAGAAUGGAGCGAAAAUCUUUUGUGGCUGGAACCUGAAUCUGUGUGUGUAAGCAAUAACUUGUCUGUUGAGUUCAAGAUCCCAUCUCAAGGUGGUUCCCUCAGUGACGAGGUGUAUCUCGUUGAUCAAGGGGGGAUUGUCCAUAUGCAAGUGGGCUAUCCCUAUAUCGACCUCAAUCAGACACAGUUGGUACCACAGCUGUAUGGACGAGCUCACAAAGGAGCAGUACUGACCAAUUUCAACCUUGGUGCCCAGCUGAACGUCUCCGAAGCCCAUCCUAGCUUUGUUGGCAGAAGAUUUCUCCUUCCUAGUGCCUACUAUCAGCCUGGGGUGAUGAGCACAGGCACGUUUGAUAGCGGUAUCCCUGGCACGUUGAUGGACACAGAUCCCCGUCAAAACUCGUCUCUCAUUGAGAAUAUCGGUCUUACUACUCAAGGAUAUGGAGGUCAAGAUCACGCAAACAUUUCUCACAUUGCGAACCAGGGCGGAGCAGUACUUGGUGCAUUCUAUAAUACCGACGCUACUAACUCUGGUGGACGAUUUGAUCCAGGGACAAAUUACAGUGCACCUAUGUACUCUUGCUCAACAUCGAUAAGAGCAUUCAUCAUGAACGUUACGUUUUUCACGAAUGGGACGUCACUGGACGACUUGAAGGUGCAAGCCGCAAAGCCUCAAACAUAG